GGUAUCUCUUGGAAGAUGCUUGAUGGCAAGCUCAAUGGCAUUUGGGUUCCUUGAGAGCUAGGUGCGUAGCUAGGUCCAGGGUACCUCUCUCCCCAGCUCGCGGAACUCCCUUUCUCCCUCCUUCCAAGAAAGCAUUCCUCAAUUCCCUCCAACAACGAUGAGCCGUCUCCACAUAAACAAUGCCCGCCUCCUCCCACUCCAAAGGCGAACUUUCACUGCCUCCGCCCUUGCCCGCGGCAUCCGCCAGGCACCAGACUCGGACACGGUCCGGUUCCCUGGCGCGGUAGAAUCCCGCUUCACGAACGAACUCACCUUCCAUCGGCCGCAGGAUGUCCCGGCAAUGCCCACAUAUCGGUAUAUCAAUGCUGAGGGUGUAGUCGUCGAUAACAAGGUGCAGCUCGGCAUUGAUCGGGAGAAGGCGAGGAAGAUGUAUAUGGAUAUGGUCACCACUUCUGUUUUGGACCUGAUUAUGUUUGAUUCCCAGCGGCAGGGGAGGAUUUCGUUCUAUAUGGUCUCUGCAGGAGAAGAGGGCAUCUCGGUUGGCUCGGCGGCGGCGCUGGAUCCCGACGAUGUGAUUUAUUCGCAGUACCGGGAGCAGGGCGCGUUGAUGUAUAGAGGAUACACACUAGACGAAUUCAUGAACCAGCUCUUUGCCAACAAGCACGAUUAUGGCAAAGGCCGCAACAUGCCGAUUCAUUACAUGAGCGAACGUCUGCACCUGCACCCAAUUUCCUCCACCCUUGCCACGCAAAUCCCCCACGCCGUCGGUGCCGCCUACGCCAUGAAGCUCGAAAACUCCAGUAAUAUAGUCGUCUGCUACUUUGGUGAGGGUGCGGCCUCCGAAGGCGACUUCCACGCGGCCCUGAAUAUAGCGGCAACCCGUGACUGCCCGGUAGUCUUCAUCUGCCGCAACAACGGGUACGCCAUUUCCACUCCGACGUUGGAACAGUACAAAGGCGAUGGCAUUGCCUCCCGCGGUAUGGGCUACGGAAUCGAAACCAUCCGUGUGGACGGAAACGACAUAAUGGCAGUAUAUGCAGCUACGCAGGCGGCGCGCAAGAUCGCUUCCGAGUCGCAGAAACCAGUGCUCAUCGAAGCAAUGUCAUACCGUGUCUCCCACCACUCCACAUCCGACGACUCGUUCGCUUACCGCGCCAAAGUCGACGUUGAGGAGUGGAAGCGUAGAGACAAUCCCAUCACGCGCUUCCGAAAGUGGCUCGAGGUGAAGAAGUGGUGGAGCACGGAUGAGGAAACAGAAUUUAGGACGCAGGUGAGAAAGGACGUGCUCAAGGCUUUCGCGAAGGCAGAGAAGGAGAAGAAACCGCCGGUAAAGGAUAUAUUCACGGAUGUGUUCAAGGAGACCACGCCGGAGUUGCUCGAGCAGCAAGAGGAGCUGAGGAGAGUGUUGGAUGCAUAUCCGGAUGAGUAUGAGCUUGGCGACUUUGAGGGAGGAAGAAGCGGUACAUGAGGGGCGGGCUGUACUGAGUGAAGUAGAGUGUUGGAAUGUAGAUAUUAUUCCCUACUGUAGCGAGACUUUGCGUAUGUGCUGAAUAUUACACAUCUAUUUAAUGCCG
Molecule: messenger RNA, 1574 nt
Organism: Tricharina praecox
Lineage: Eukaryota; Fungi; Ascomycota; Pezizomycetes; Pezizales; Pyronemataceae
Product: thiamine diphosphate-binding protein
Exons: 5
Coding region: 158-1468 (436 amino acids)
Biological process (GO): branched-chain amino acid catabolic process
Molecular function (GO): oxidoreductase activity, acting on the aldehyde or oxo group of donors, disulfide as acceptor
Source: RefSeq, a predicted model, not a curated record